Messenger RNA from Hyla sarda, 1546 nucleotides. Its product is annotated as putative nuclease HARBI1. NCBI's taxonomy places the organism in Eukaryota, Metazoa, Chordata, Amphibia, Anura, Hylidae. The record is from RefSeq and is a predicted model, not a curated record. The transcript is spliced from 4 exons. Bases 357 to 1430 code for a protein of 357 amino acids.
CCCUGAUGGUCUCCCUGCUUCAAACUGUCUUUAACUGACCUCCUUACUUGCAUCCUGGACCAUGGGAUAACGAGCACUCCGCAGUGGCGUUCUUUACUGUUUCCCAGCGGCGUCGUUGCGAUCACAUGUCCCCCAGGCAUGAUAGGCAUUGGUUAACUGGUUUGGGCUCUUGCUAUUGGUUGGCGCCGUGCAUUAGCUUGUUUUUUUGGCGCAAUUGCGCAAUUUUUAAACGGACUUGCGCCAAAAAUAAAAUUACCAGGGACCAAAACCCCGCGAAAUAAAUAAGAAAUGGCGGAGCUACUCACACUCACACCGAGCAACCUGGAGAGACUGAGUCUCACUAAAACAAGAUUACAAUGGAGGCACACUUACCCAUAAUGAUGAUGUGGCAGAAUGAGGAAACACAACCUCAGUCCUUAAUCACAAAACGUCGUCAGCCAAGAGUGUUCAGAGAGCGUGUGGCACUCAGUUCUUUUUCUGAAAUGGAGAUAAGACAGCAGUUUAGAUUAAGUCGACAAGCAAUUGAAGAACUCUACAGCAAAAUCCAACCUAGUUUGGAAAGAAAGACAAAACGUAGUCAAGCCAUUCCUGGAAUGACAAAGUUAAUAGCUGUGCUGCAUUAUCUCGCAUCGGGCUCCUUCCAAUAUUGUGUAGCUUCCAAAUUUGGAAUAAGUCAGUCAGCUUUCUCAAGGAUUGUUCACGAAGUGGUUGAAGCCCUUUACAAUGUUGUAAAUGAUUAUAUAAAAUUUCCGCUAACCAGUUUGGAACAGAGGCAAAUGAUGGCAAAAUUUUAUGCAAAGGCUGGAUUCCCAAACAUUCUUGGCCUUAUCGAUUGCACACAUGUGGCAUUGAUUCCUCCGGCCCAAUUUGAGGCAAUUUACCGCAAUCGUAAACUUUUCCACUCCCUCAAUGUCCAAAUUGUGUGUGGGCCCAAUUUUGAAAUUCUGGAUGUAGUGGCAUCAUACCCAGGCUCAAACCAUGAUUCCUAUAUUUUACAACAGAGCUUGUUAGGAAACAUGUUUGCAAAUGGUUCCUUUGGAGAUGGCUUGCUUCUAGGUGACAAUGGGUAUAGUUUGCAGUCUUGGCUGAUGACCCCAUACUUAAAUCCUUCAACAGCUGCAGAGAAAAAGUACAAUAGGGCACAUGUUAAAACACGAACCCAGGUCGAGAGGCUUUUUGGCAUACUAAAAAGCCGUUUCCGGUGCCUGGAUAUCACUGGUGGUGCCCUACUCUACAAGCCAGAAUUUGUGGGUAAACUUGUUAUUGCAUGCUGUAUUCUACAUAAUAUUGCAAAUACUCAUCAAAUUCCUAUUGAAAUAGCAUCAGAUUUACGCGAACAUAUAGCAUGUCAAGGGGAAUAUAGACAAGAAGGCACGCAUGAAGGUCGGGCAAGACAGCAGGAAAUUACACAUCGGUUCUUUAGAAACUAAUUUUUGCAAAAUUCUUUUGGAAAUGUGUUAGAGCCUUUUACAUAUUUAAUUUUACAGUAGUGUCUUUCAGAUUAAAUGUUACCUUGGAAACUCAGUUGGCCAGAUUAAAUGUUGUA